Peromyscus leucopus (white-footed mouse) is the source of this 2380-nucleotide messenger RNA. It is a transcript of the gene Ppp1r14d, whose product is annotated as protein phosphatase 1 regulatory inhibitor subunit 14D. Lineage: Eukaryota; Metazoa; Chordata; Mammalia; Rodentia; Cricetidae. Gene Ontology annotation, biological process: regulation of phosphorylation. Gene Ontology annotation, cellular component: cytoplasm. Bases 337 to 909 code for a protein of 190 amino acids. Gene Ontology annotation, molecular function: protein serine/threonine phosphatase inhibitor activity. The record is from RefSeq and is a predicted model, not a curated record. The transcript is spliced from 5 exons.
GGACUCACAGGCUCCUUCCUUCCUCUUCUCAAGGCCUGGCAGCCUCUUGACCUUUGCUUGUCUGAGGUUUACGUUUCUGUGGGCCUCAGCAGCUGCAGAAAGGAGGCUGGGAUUUGGUUGCCACUGGCUGGCAGAGCUAAGCCAGGAGACUCAUUCCCGGCACUAAACAAAGCCCAAUUAAUCUUUGACCCCUGCCCCUCCCAAGAGCUUUGGCCCUCUUCCCAUCUCUUUUCUUCCUUGUGGGCCUCUCCCUGCAUUCUCUGUCCCCUCAUUUUCCUCUGUGCCCUGGCCUGCACUGGCAGUUUCCCCCAGCUCCUGGCCCAGUCCAGUCUGUCCAUGCUGUCCUCAAGUCCUGCUUCCUGUACAUCUCCCAACCCUGACAGAGACAACCCAGACAAGAAGGUCCACUGGGCUUCUGAGAGGAGAAGGAGAACAUCAUCCACAGACUCAGAAUCAAAGACUCACUUGGACAUUUCUAAGUUGCCCAGGUCCCGGAGACCCAGCCGGCUGACGGUGAAGUAUGACCGAAGUCAUCUGCAGCGCUGGCUGGAGAUGGAGCAGUGGGUAGAUGCUCAGGUUCAGGAGCUAUUCCAGACACCUCAGGGCAAGUCCUGCCGGGCCACAGAGAAAAGCGCAGCCAGAGAACCUUGUUUUACAAGGGUCAAGAAGCUCCUUCGGAGCCCGAGAUUGAUCUGGAAGCUCUCAUGGAACUAUCCACAGAGGAGCAGAGGACUCAGUUGGAGGCCAUUCUCCAAGACUGCCCCUCAGACAGAGAGCCUUUUAUCUCUGAGCUGCUCAGUCAACUCAAGAGACUUCGGAGACUCAGCAGGCCUUCGAAAUAAUGCUGGAGAGACCAUCUGUAGCCGACAGAACUUCUGUAGCCUCAGCCCUGACCUGGAUGCUGGCUGAAAGGUCUUCAAUACAGACAAGGGAUGCAGAAGACAAGGAGAGACACUUGUACAGCUCAAGUGUGUGUGCAGCUACUGCUGGGCUCUCUGUGAGUCAGUUGUGGCUGGUGCCUAAUGCUUCCCUUGGCAGCCAGGAUAAAAACUUUAGGAGACCAGCUGAGUGUGUGGAGUGUGGUGUGUAUCUAUGCUGGGGGAAGGGAGAGGGAAGUGACAUCUUGGAAGACGAGCAUCCUAAGUGCCCUGGCUGUGCCCGCAUCAUCUAUCCAUCUACCACUCUCAUCCCACCCCCAAUGCCAACAGGUGUUGGGAAUUCAAAGAUGGAGAUCACAGCCUGGCUUUGAAGAGAUUGGGAGAGUGAGGCCCAGAGGCCGUGUGCAUAAAGCACACAGCCCCCUGGCAUCACCAACAAGAGGGGCCCAACUGGUAAAGAUAAGUUUUGAAUUUCACCGAGGAGGCAACAGGAAGCACCUCGCUGGAUCUGGAGCAUUCAAGGAGGUUGACCCCUCCUCCACUCACAGUGUAGCAAGGAUCUCUAGAACCAUCUCAUAUCUCUAGAACUCACCCAUAUCAGUCUCUGCCCUUAGUGAAUGUGGAAAAGGACAGAGCAGAGGAUAUGUAGAGUGAAAGGGAGUGCCAGGGGUUGGGCAAAGUUGUUGGAAGACAGAUAUUGGAUCUCUGAGGAGGGCAAGAUGGAACAGGAGCCAGGAGGUAGGUCCUUUGUGAUCAAGGUAGGAAGCAGGGCAUGUAUACAGUGUUCCUACAUUCACUACUUAAGUACUAGAGAGACAGAUAUCCAACAUGGAAGGGUCUUAUGGCUAAGCUGAGCUGUCCUGAGUAGAAGGCACAAUUCACUAAGAUGAAUAUUCAUACUUACUUGGUAUGAGACCACCAGGAUGGGGGACUGUCCUUGCUGGGAGCUUACACCUUUUUAUGAAUUCCACAGGAAUCUGCUUCUAGCCUACUGUGUUAUUAGCACCUCUCACAGGCCUCGGGCUCAGGGGCCACAGGAUUCUGGAUAUAGAUGGUGUUGGGUGCCUGGAGGUACAGGUCGGUGGAAGAGCAUGCGUGUAGCAUGUAUAAGGAGUGGGUUCAAUCCCCAGUACUGCCAGAAACAAACUCACAAAUAAAGAGUCUGGAGCUAGGGCUAUAGCUCAGUGGUAGAGUCCUUGUCUAGCAUGUGCAAGACCGUGGGUUCAAUCCAUAGUACAGACAAACAAAUCUGGGGCCAAUGACUGAACAACUUAUUUUUAUUAGAUCCACUAAAGGCCAGGGCUGGGCCCUGGAACCAGGUUUCCGGGCUCCUCCUUAGGUUCAGUCUGCUCUUCCCCAUCUGCCUCUCAGUUUCAGGCCAGCCUCUAGGAGGAAGGCCCUUACUCCUCCUUUCCUCUGGCUCCUCUAAGAGUCAUUAUCUUCUUCUUUCUUUUUUUUUUUUGGUUUUUCGAGACACGGUUUCUCUGUGUAGCUUUGCGCCU